GCGGGGCGGUGCAGCCGGAGCCCGGGGCUCACACUCGGCCCGGCCCGGGCCCCAGCAUGGCCGAGCCGCUGCUUAGGAAAACCUUCUCCCGCCUGCGGGGUCGAGAGAAACUUCCUCGCAAAAAGUCAGACGCCAAAGAGCGCGGUCGCCCAGCCCAAUGCCCAGAGCCCAGCCCUCCAGAGCUAAAGCCCCAGGCCCCCGAAGGGUCCCAGGCUGGAGUAGAGAGGCCCCCCAGCCCUGAGGCCUCACGGAGCCCUGCACGAGGUGCCUACCUGCAAAGUCUGGAACCCAGCAGCCGCCGAUGGGUGCUAGGUGGGACCAAGUCACCUGAGGAGGCCUCUUUGGGACCUGGGGCUCCUGGCAGUGGAGAGCCUGCAGGCGAGAUCUGGUACAACCCCAUCCCUGAAGAAGACCCCAGACCCCCAGCACCUGAGCCCCGAGGACCACAGCCAGGCUCCACUGAGCCAGAAGGCCCAGCCCCCCAAGGUGCAGCCCCUGCCAGCCCCCCAACCAAAGCCUCCCGCACCAAGUCCCCAGGCCCUGCCAGACGCCUCUCCAUGAAGAUGAAGAAAUUGCCUGAGCUGAGGCGCCGUCUAAGCCUGCGAGGACCCCGGGCUGGCCGAGAACGUGACAGGGCUGCCCCUGCAGGCUCUGUCAUCAGCCGUUACCAUCUGGACAGCAGUGUGGGAGGACCCGGGCAGGCAGGGGUGGUUGGAGGCACCCGGAGCCUGAGGACUGGCUACCUCAGUGAUGGGGACUCACCUGAGCGCCCAGCAGGACCCCCAUCACCCACUGCCUUCCGGCCCUAUGAGGUGGGCCCAGCAGCCCGGGCACCCCCAGCUGCACUCUGGGGCCGCCUCAGCCUGCACCUGUACGGGCUGGGGGGCCUGCGACCAGCACCAGGAGCUACUCCAAGAGACCUGUGCUGCCUGCUGCAAGUGGAUGGGGUGGCCAGGGCCCGGACAGGGCCACUUCGAGGGGGACCAGACUUCCUGAGGCUGGACCACACCUUCCACCUGGAGCUUGAGGCUGCCCGGCUACUGCGAGCCCUAGUGCUGGCAUGGGAUCCUGGUGUGAGGCGGCACCGGCCCUGUGCCCAGGGUAUUGUGCUGCUCCCUACAGUCUUCCGAGGGUGUCAGGCCCAACAGCUGGCUGUGCGCCUGGAACCCCAGGGGCUGCUAUAUGCCAAGCUGACACUUUCGGAGCAGCAGGAAGAACCUGCAACAGCUGAGCCCCGAGUCUUUGGGCUGCCCCUGCCGCUGCUGGUAGAGCGGGAGCAGCCCCCAGGCCAGGUGCCCCUCAUCAUCCAGAAGUGUGUUAGGCAGAUUGAGCGCCGAGGGCUUCGGGUUGUAGGGCUGUACCGUCUGUGCGGCUCAGCAGCAGUGAAGAAAGAGCUUCGAGAUGCCUUUGAGCGGGACAGUGCAGCUGUCUGUCUCUCUGAGGACCUAUACCCCGAUAUCAAUGUUAUAACUGGUCAGCAUGGCCCCCUCUCUCCUGCCUGCUCACCCACUUCAAUUCACUUUAAGGCUGGGCCUAUGAUCCCUUUGGGACCUCACACUUUUCUAACCUUGUUUUCACCAUCCUGCACCUAUCUGCUUCCUUUUCUUUCCCUCGGCCCCUCACUUCUGGCCUCAGAAGCCAGGGGUGCCCUGACCAGAAGCUCUGUGUCCACAGGCAUCCUCAAGGAUUAUCUCCGAGAGUUGCCUACUCCUCUCAUCACCCAGCCCCUUUAUCAGGUGGUGCUGGAGGCCAUGGCCGGAGGGCCCCCAAGCAGGGCUCCCCCAAGCCCUGAGGGCACCCGAGGGCUCCUCAGCUGCCUGCCGGAUGUGGAAAGGGCCACGCUGACGCUUCUCCUGGACCACCUUCGCCUCGUCUCCUCCUUCCAUGCCCACAACCGCAUGACUCCGCAGAACCUGGCUGUAUGCUUUGGGCCUGUGCUGCUGCCGGCGCGCCAGGAGCCCUCAAGACCUCGCGUCCGCAGCUGUGGCCCAGGUCUCGCCAGUGCAGUGGACUUCAAGCGCCACAUCGAGGUGCUGCACUACCUGUUGCAGUCUUGGCCAGAUCCCCGCCGGCCCCUCGAAGCUCCCGACGUCGCGCCGUACUUGAGGCCCAAACGACAGCCGCCGCUGCACUUGCCAUUAGCGGGCCCCGGAGUGGUGACUCGGUCCCGUGGCCAGGGAGGUCCCGAGAGCCCCCAGAGUAACCGCUACGCCGGCGACUGGAGCGUUUGCGGGCGGGACUUCCUGUCCUGCGGGCGGGACUUCCUAUCUGGGCCCGACUACGACCACGUGACUGGCAGCGACAGCGAGGACGACGAGGAGACAGGCCAGCCGAGGGGUGCCGCCGACUUCGAAGACGACUUCGACGCGCCCUUCAACCCACACCUGAAUCUCAAAGAUUUUGAUGCCCUCAUUCUGGACCUGGAGAGAGAACUCUCCAAGCAGAUUAACGUGUGCCUCUGAGCCACCCUGUCACUAAGGACCGGGUUCCUGGUUGCUACGGAGGUGUAGUAACAACCGAGGAGGACCAUAUCUGUUUGCUCAGGCCGAGCUCCUGGUUGCUAGGGAGUUGUCAAGGGGCCAGGUUCCCUUUGCAGAGAAUCAUUCCCGGUUUCUGGUGUCCAGUAUUUUGGACACCAGUUGAGAAGGCCAGGGACUGCGGAUUUUGGGGACCAACGGUUGUAGCCAUCUUUCCUGAGCACCAAGGGCUUCUUUCGUUGCUAAAAGGCAGUUCUCCCGCUUGCGUGGCUGGCCUCUCUGGCCUCCCCAUGGCCAGGGAAAUACCAGUUACUGUGAGCAUCACCCUGGGAUGGUGAGACACCUCUAGUCAUCUUCUUGCUGCUGCCAACCAAAUCAGUAUUAGCUUUGAGCACUAUACUCUGUUUCUCCCUCCCUUGGAGGACCCAAGGACCAUCAUGAGGUACUGUUUUAGGAAGGGGGCAGACCCUAUCCUGGGCUCAGUGGAUAGGGGCUUAUAGAAAGAGAUCUGGUUUCCCCAACCUCUUUUCCAGGGAAGACCCCAUGAUUGACCUCCAGCCAGCAAAUGGAGAUAACAGAGUCUGCCCUUCCCCUCCCUGAUUUGAGCACCCCUGAAAAAAUUUGAGCACUUAACCCCUCCCUGCUGGAGGGGCCCCACCUGAAGCGUCAGGCUGGGGUUACUUUGGUACGGAACAUAUUUAUUGCCUCCAUGCAUUCUGUGUGUGUGUGACCAGUGUGCAUGGACACGUCUGGAGCAGAUGUGUGGGGCUCUUUAAGGGACCACAGAGGUGGGAAGAGU
Messenger RNA from Nycticebus coucang (slow loris), 3276 nucleotides. RefSeq names its product synapse defective Rho GTPase homolog 1 (gene SYDE1). Gene Ontology annotation, biological process: signal transduction. NCBI's taxonomy places the organism in Eukaryota, Metazoa, Chordata, Mammalia, Primates, Lorisidae. The record is from RefSeq and is a predicted model, not a curated record. The coding region runs from base 57 to 2462 and encodes 801 amino acids. The transcript has 7 exons.